Colletotrichum destructivum is the source of this 777-nucleotide messenger RNA. RefSeq lists its product as uncharacterized. NCBI's taxonomy places the organism in Eukaryota, Fungi, Ascomycota, Sordariomycetes, Glomerellales, Glomerellaceae. The record is from RefSeq and is a predicted model, not a curated record. The coding region runs from base 1 to 777 and encodes 258 amino acids. The transcript has 2 exons.
AUGAGCUCAUCUCUCUACCUCUCGAGUGAUAACUCGGGGGCUUCGACUCCUUCGUUUGGGCGACAGUUUUCGCUGCCUUUCCGCCCCAGCCCUGCGCGAUCGGAAACCUGCUCGCCCGUGACUCCCGAUGAGUCUUCAGGUCCCCCGAGCUCCGAGAUCCUCCGAGUCCAGCCUUACCUUAAGUAUCCCGGCUUCAGCCUCCCCGACAUCAUCAUACACAACAAGAAUAAGGGCUUUGUCGUUGUCCUGCGCACCAACCGAGACCUACUUAAACCUGGCUGCCCCGGCCUUGCGAUGGCCCCCGAGCAUAUGCGAAACUAUGUCUCGCUUCAGGUCGAGGCUAUGUUCUGUGCCGCCGUCGGAGUUCUUUACGCCAAUGAGGGCAUGAAGCCGACGAAGCCCAAGAUGUGGCAGAAAGUCCAGCACGUCCUCGCCGACCGGAACGUGACCUGGCGUUCGCAGGUCUCCUGCAAGAACAUCUACGACCUGGUCAACACUUACUCGGAGUCGCGGGCGCGGUAUCUGAGCAACGCUGGGACCCUGACGGCGUCGCCCUCGGUCGACCGGCAGUACGGACGACUGCUGAGGACAGUCGACCGCUGGAUUGCCUUGUCUAAGGACAGGUCUUCCGUGACGGACAUCCUGCGCUUCAAGAACAAGAUGAAAUGGCUUGCGAACCACAGGAUCAGCAAGACACAUCUGAGACACGAGCACGCGAAGCAUCAUGGCCGGAUGCCUACGCCGGCGAGUUCGGACGUGAUGGAGACUGACGAAUAG